Molecule: messenger RNA, 2117 nt
Organism: Mastomys coucha (southern multimammate mouse)
Lineage: Eukaryota; Metazoa; Chordata; Mammalia; Rodentia; Muridae
Gene: Tmprss5
Product: transmembrane serine protease 5
Exons: 13
Coding region: 96-1523 (475 amino acids)
Biological process (GO): proteolysis
Cellular component (GO): plasma membrane
Molecular function (GO): serine-type endopeptidase activity
Source: RefSeq, a predicted model, not a curated record
AUGAGGACAGGAGCUGCACCCUGCCCAGCAGAUCUUACUGCCUUACAUCAGUGCAGCUGACUCACACGGGUCCGACACUGGAUGACCAAAGCCCAAUGGAGAUUCGGUAUGCAGAAGAGGGUUCUGGGCCUGGGAUCUUCAGAACAGAGUUGGGAGACCAGCGGCAACCCAUCUCUCAGUCCCAACGCUGGUGCUGCCUGCAACGUGGCUGUGUAAUACUGGGUGCCCUGGGGCUGCUGGCUGGAGCAGGUGUUGCUUCAUGGCUCUUAGGUCAGUGCUGGGCCCUUCUGUCUGAAGAGGAGAGGAGGACAGGAUCUGGGGGAAGCUUGGAGAACUUCCAAACAGUACUGUAUCUAUGGCCGGCUGCCUCUCCUUCCAUCUCUGGGACAUUGCAGGAGGAGGAGAUGACUUUGACCUGUCCAGGAGUGAGCAGUGAAGAAGAGCUCCUUCCGUCUCUUCCCAAAACAGUAUCUUUCAGAAUAAAUGCUGAGGAUCUUCUGCUCCAAGUGCAAGUAAGAGCUCGGCCAGACUGGCUCCUGGUCUGCCAUGAGGGCUGGAACCCUGCCCUGGGCAUGCGCAUCUGCCAGAGUCUUGGGCAUAUCAGGCUCACUCAACACAAGGCAGUGAAUUUGUCUGACAUUAAGCUCAACAGGUCCCAGGAGUUUGCUCAACUCUCUGCUAGACCGGAAGGCCUUGAGGAGGAGGCAUGGCAGCCCAGCACUAACUGUCCUUCUGGCCGAAUUGUUUCUCUCAAAUGUUCUGAGUGUGGGGCAAGGCCUCUGGCUUCUCGGAUAGUUGGCGGCCAAGCUGUGGCUUCUGGGCGCUGGCCAUGGCAAGCUAGUGUGAUGCUUGGCUCCCGACACACGUGUGGGGCCUCUGUGCUGGCACCGCACUGGGUAGUGACUGCUGCCCACUGCAUGCACAGUUUCAGGCUGUCCCGCCUAUCCAGCUGGCGGGUUCAUGCAGGGCUGGUCAGCCACGGUGCUGUCCGACAACACCAGGGGACUAUGGUGGAGAAGAUCAUCCCCCACCCUUUGUACAGUGCCCAGAACCAUGACUAUGAUGUGGCUCUGCUGCAGCUCCGGACACCCAUCAACUUCUCAGAUACUGUGGGCGCUGUGUGCUUGCCGGCCAAGGGACAGCACUUUCCACGAGGGUACCAGUGCUGGGUGUCUGGCUGGGGCCACACCGACCCCAGCCAUACUCAUAGCUCAGAUACACUGCAGGACACAAUGGUACCCCUGCUCAGCACCCACCUCUGCAACAGCUCCUGCAUGUACAGUGGGGCACUUACACACCGCAUGUUGUGUGCUGGCUACCUGGAUGGACGGGCAGAUGCAUGCCAGGGAGACAGCGGGGGACCCCUGGUAUGUCCCAGUGGUGACACGUGGCACCUUGUAGGGGUGGUCAGCUGGGGUCGUGGCUGUGGAGAGCCCAAUCACCCAGGUGUCUAUGCCAAGGUAGCAGAGUUCCUGGACUGGAUCCAUGACACUGUGAGGCCUGUCUGUUGGCAGGUCCGCUAGCCGAAGAAGCAGCAGCUGCUACCUGUGAUGCAGAAGUGUGGAUCUCCCAUGGAUCAUCCCAGACUGAAGGCCAGCAUCUGGAUCACUCGGCCUCUCCCCAAAGGCUCUGACUUCUAGUUCAUCUUUCUCAUCUAAGAACCUCCAGAGCAGGAAAGAGGCUGGGGCUGGAUUGGGAAUGAUGUUGAGAGGAAGGGAUAAGAGGACAGAAGAGACAGAGAGGUUUCUGGAAGCAUCUGGGAGACUGCCCCUCUGCUCUCCCCAUAGCCCAUGUGCAUCCAUUGGGAGGAUGCUGGAGAUGCCCAACCCUGCUUUCUCCUGGGGUCACUGGAGGGCUAAGUCCAACUUUAGAGGAUGCCCUGUCUAAGGGUUCCUAGGCAGAUGAGGUUAAGGUUGGAUCAGCUCAAGUAAAGGCAUGGAAGCCAAGAUUCCCCUUUCUCCCAUGCUGGACCUGUUCUGAGGUAACUCCAGUAGCCCUGCAUGAGGCAGAAGUCUACAGGGUAAGAAGGAUGGAGUUGGGCUAGGAUGCUAUUUUUCAAAUGACAGUUCUGUAAAUUGGUUGAAAGAGUUUUGUUAUUAAAUGGAAAUUAUGUAUAA